GGCUUGGGCAGUGUUGCACCAGGGGCAACUCCUGUUCUACAACAUGGAAGAUGAUGCAGUACCCGAGGAGAUCCUGGAUCUCGCCAACUACUGUUUAGUUCCACAGUGUAGACGAAUGCAGGGCUCUACAAGAAAUCGUCUAUCCCUAGACCUGGGCACCAGGGAACCCUGUUCUGCGCCUGGAGGCAUCUCCUCAUUGAAUGUCCUCAUCCUGAAAGACCAGAUGGGCAAAAAAGCAAUCCACCUGUCAGCUGAAAGCAAAGAGGCCAGAGAAGAGUGGGUUGCAGCAAUCAUCAAGUCAUCAGCAAUUGAUGCAUCCCUGCAGUCACUUACCCUCAAUGGUUUGGAUCUGGACUCCAGUGGAAGAAAUACUUUCUCAGGUGUCUGUCUCGGGGAUCCCCGACCCAGAAAACCUAGCAUGAACCCCGACGUUCGCCAGAAGCUGAUUUGGGACCUGAUAGCCUCCAAGCAUGUACCGAAGUAUCACCGAGACAGGCGAAGCGGACAGGACCAGAAACGCUUUGCAGACAUCUCUAAUCGCUACGAGAGGGCAGAACACGCAGCACAGCGAGAUGGUCUUCGUCAGAUGGUCCAACUCCAGCAACGGAAAAUCUCCGCUGCUCUCAAGUUGGACGGGAUGUUCCGCAGUAGAAGACUGGUGCGACGCGCAACAAGUGCUGCAGCAGAACCUGCAGCGGGGUUUGAGUCGCAAUUGAAAGAGCUGAAAGACAAGCUGAUGGCGUUGGACAGAAAUCUGCGGCGGACACACCGCGAGACCCGCAACAAGCUUGUCAAGUUGAGCACUCAGAAGGCCUUAGAAAUGCACGCCCUGACAACCUUGGGUGUCAUGGGCGGAUCAGGGUUCAACACGAAGUUGGUGAAGUGCAGUAGAAGAUACAGCGAGCAACCUGGGCACCGCUUUUGGGCCCCCAUCACUCGACCGAAAGCCGUCUCAACUGCAGGCUUAUACAAGUACAAUCCCAGAACACCGGAGACUAGUUCGGACGCAUGGAAAGAAAUAGCAGCGUUCGAAAGAUUCGCGAAAAACUUCUUCGCCAAGCGGGGACAGCUAGAAAUGUACCUGUCCAUGUUCCAGGAA
Molecule: messenger RNA, 1099 nt
Organism: Notodromas monacha
Lineage: Eukaryota; Metazoa; Arthropoda; Ostracoda; Podocopida; Cyprididae
Source: the annotation of a GenBank genome assembly